Gongylonema pulchrum is the source of this 897-nucleotide messenger RNA. Lineage: Eukaryota; Metazoa; Nematoda; Chromadorea; Rhabditida; Gongylonematidae. The record is from the annotation of a GenBank genome assembly.
UUGGAACGCGAAAUCUACGAACUCUCUUCAUUGCUGUCGGAUCAGCGUGCACUCAUUGAGAAUUUAAUGCAGAUGAGCGGCGAGGAUCGGACAUCCGUGGGAACUUCCAGUCUUCAUAAUUCGUCAUUCAGCACCAAUCCAAUCAAUGUACUGAUGCAAAAAAUGGGAGGCAUUGCUGGAGUACUGAACAAUUUACCGAAUUCGGAUCGGGUGAUCAUGCAUGGCGAAGUGAUUCAGCUAGAUAACGACAGCAUGCGACCGCAGCACACAGUCAUGCUUAUUUUAUUGUCAGAUCGUCUUCUAAUCGGCCAUCCAUCGUCCGGAAAGUACCGUUUCCAGUUGGACUCAACACAUUCGUUGAAUAAUUUAGCAGCAGUCAAUAUCAAAGACCGAGAAGGCGGUGAAACUGCGAGCAGCAUGUUCAAGCUCUUGAUCUUCCCUGGACAGAGGAUUUUUGUUGCUGAAAGCGCACGCAAGAAAAAAGAAUGGCUUGACUGCAUAGAAACCGCUAAAAGAGAACUUCUUCGUGAGGGAUCAUUGGUACGACAAGCAACCAUUCGAGGGAAGCGACGCCAGGAUCUCUCAGCCAAGACCGAGCCGGCGAAUCAGUUGACUUCCAUCUCUGAGUCCUCAAAAUCACCGGAUGAAAGCGCCUGGCUCAGUGAAUUGCCAGCCGAAUUGGACGACUGCAUUGCACAUCGUGAUAUGGAUCAAGCGGUGGAACUAAUUUUGGAAUGGAAAAGUUGCACAACUCGUGAAGCUGCAAUAGACACUCAGCUUGCUCUUCGUGAAGCCCAAAUUGUCCAGCUACUCAGCGAAGAGGUAAAUUUUGACUUUUUUUGCAAAUGCUUUUUUUUUGUCAAUAAAUCGGUGCAACAUUUUGUGCAAGCGCCAUAA